ACAAUGUGGGCAAAUCUCCAAUAUGGAAAAAAAAUAGCGGGUGACUGGUAUAAAACGGUCAAGUGUGCAACAACAAAAAAAAUAAUUUUUUUUUUUCAUAGGUAUUUCCCCCCUCCCACUCACACCUUAUAUUCAUUUUCUUUUUUUUUUUUCUCUCUCUCUUAAAAAAUAAAAUAAAAAGAUGGCUAAAGAAACUACCAAAGUCACUAAGCGUGCUGCUGCUCCUAAAGUAGAAGAGGAUAAGAAGAAACGUAAGGCCAAGAAGGAUCCCUCUGCUCCCAAGCGUGGUUUAUCUGCAUACAUGUUCUUCUCUCAAGAUCAACGAUCUACCGUUAAAGAAGAAAGUCCUGAUGCUACAUUUGGUCAAAUCGGUAAGAUCCUUGGUGAAAAGUGGAAGAGCAUGACAGACGAACAAAAGAAGCCUUAUGUCGACAAGGCUGAAGCUGAUAAGAAGCGUUAUGAAAGUGAAAAGGCUGCUGUAAGUAGACAAAUAGGAUGGCAAAAUAAUGGUUUUUUUAAAACUCAUCUUUUUAUAUCAUUAUCUAGCUCGCAUAAAUCAUACAAUCCUCCAAAUUUUAUACUCUCUGCUAUUAAGACAAAAAAAAAAAGAAAGUUUUAUAUAUCUCUUUAUUAA
This is a messenger RNA of Mucor mucedo, 634 nucleotides long. Its product is annotated as high mobility group box domain-containing protein. The transcript has 4 exons. The record is from RefSeq and is a predicted model, not a curated record. Bases 182 to 634 code for a protein of 150 amino acids. Lineage: Eukaryota; Fungi; Mucoromycota; Mucoromycetes; Mucorales; Mucoraceae.